UUUCGUGAACUGUGAGGAAAAUGAGUUCGACUUCGAGCGAACAUCAAGGUAUAGCAGGCCAAUGCAACAUCUUGAAAUGAAGAUGAACUAAACUCUUAUAACGCAUAUAACGUGUUUCUUUCUAAUGGUUAUGACAACGUAAUAUUUUGUCGAGCUUUUUGUGAAUUCGUCGUCACAAAUGUUGGCAACCUUCUGAAGCGGAGGAACAGCACACAGAGAUCAUGUCAACAAAAAAGAGGAGCAGUGAAACAGAGCACCAUGAAUCAAAAAAGCUUCCUAUUUAUCAGUACAAAGACAAACUUGUUCAAGCUGUGGAGGAAAACACCUUCCUGAUCGUAACUGGUGAAACUGGCAGCGGAAAAACCACGCAGCUACCUCAGUACUUGUAUAAAGCAGGUCUUAGCAGGAAUGGCAGGAUUGGUGUGACUCAGCCCAGGAGGGUUGCUGCCAUCACUGUAGCCCAGAGAGUGUCCAGUGAGAUGCAGGUCAGGCUGGGCGAAGAAGUGGGCUACCAAGUGCGCUUUGAUGACUGCUCUACAAAGGCAAGUUAGGAAAAAACACACACUCU
This is a messenger RNA of Danio rerio (zebrafish), 568 nucleotides long. The record is from RefSeq and is a predicted model, not a curated record. NCBI's taxonomy places the organism in Eukaryota, Metazoa, Chordata, Actinopteri, Cypriniformes, Danionidae.